Messenger RNA from Symbiodinium sp. CCMP2592, 2055 nucleotides. NCBI's taxonomy places the organism in Eukaryota, Dinophyceae, Suessiales, Symbiodiniaceae. The record is from the annotation of a GenBank genome assembly.
AUGGAGGGAGCACCAGCUCGUGAACUAAGCCGCACAUCGCGGGACCUGCUGGUAGAUGUCAUGCAGGUGCUGGUGAUGACGGACCUGGAGCUCUGCUUCUGGCCUCCCUGCGGCUCUGAGGAAGAGGCGCGGCAUUCGCUGUCACAGCUGAGCCCUUGCGUGCGCCGCAGGGCGCUCCUGGCUGCGCGGAAGGUGCUGAGGCCACUGGCCGACUUAUCGGCGUGUGACCUCUCCGGCAUUGCCCGAGGGGAGGCCGUGAAGGUGGACGGUGCGAAGAGCCUGGCGCUUCCAAGGGGCGCCGAGAGCCACGCGGCUCUUCGAGCCGUGGAGGUCCCAGCGAGGGGCCUCGGCGUGGUGGUUCUGGAGGAUCUGAAUAGUGGAGAAGAGCUCUUCGCCAUCCCUGAGGAGAAGCUGCUCAAUAUUCACAGCGCUCUGAAGUCUGAGCACUUCGGGGGCCUUGCGGAGCAGUUGCUGCGCGGCGGCCUUCAUGUGGAGGCCGUGACCAUGCUGUUUGCAAUCGCAGAACACAGGCGCUGCCAGGCGUCGCCCGCUGCGGAAUCCCCGUGGAGGGCGGUACUCGAGCGCGCGCCACAGCUCGACGAGGACCUGCUGCCAAUAACCUGGCCGAUAGAGGCCGUGGAGGCCCUGGGAGAGGAGGUUUUUCGCCUCGUCGAGGAAACUCAGCUGACCCUUUGGGCUUUGUCUCGGGAGGUGUCGACCGCCUUGGCCGCUGCGGCAAAGGCAGCACAAUUCCUAGGAGGAGGUGUGAGUUUCGACGACCUCCUCUGGGCGAGGUGCCUUUUCGACAGCCGCGCAGUGUCGCUGGAAAUCAAGGCAGAUUGCCCACACGUCGCCGGCGUGCAGCUUCCUUCCCGCGUCGUCUGCCUCGCCCCUGAGGUGGACCUGCUCAACCACAACUCCUCAGGAGUCUGUGCACCACCCUACUUCGACAACCAGCGGCGCGCGCUGGUCGUCGAGCUGGCAGCACCCGUUCGCAGCGGUUCAGAGGUCUGCCUUUCCUACGGCCCUCUCCAGAGCUGGGAGCUCCUCUUCUACUACGGCUUUUGCCCAGAGGAGGCCAACCCCCACGAUCGGUUUAUCAUCAACGUAGACCUGCCUGACGAAGGCAGCGCUGAGAAGGAGGUGGUGCUCCAAUUGCAGGGCAUCCCCACCGAGUUAGCCUUGCGACCCGGCCCUGUCCAGGUCGCCGAGUCCUGGUCUUCCCUGGGCACCUUAUCUCCCCAGCUGCUGAGGUGUUUUCGCGUGCUGCUCGGGGAGAUUCAUUGCCUGGAUGUCGACGCUGCCCCCGGAGAUGGGGCGAUGUUGGAGCUGGACCUGCAAUGCUUGGAGGCGAUCGAGGACCUGCUCGUCGGCUUGCUGGAGCCGCUGACAACAGUGCCAGGAGGAGGGGAGCCACCCUUCUGGUGGCCUUUGUAUGGCCAUCGGAUCCAGGCUUUCCGCAGCGCUCAGCGGAGACUCCUCGAAGCAAACCUGGAAGACCUCCGGGCCCUAAGGGCGAGGCUGGCAGAUCGUUUCGACGGCGACGAGCCGGCCGCCUUUAACUCAGAGUUCCAGGGCGACCUGAGGCUGGUUGUGCGAAGCACCGAGUCUGUGCGGUUUUCCGUUUCCAUGCUGCAUGUCCUCGCAGCGUGUUUUAGCCAGGAAAGCAGCUUUGUUACGCGGUUAGUCAUUUCCAGCACGAGUCUCGAGAGCAUCGCUUUAACCAUGCAACUUCUCAGCUUGGCACACGUCAGCAGUGCAGCGACCACAAUGCAGAAAUCCGCCGAGCUGCGCAGUGACGAGGUGCUUCCUGCAGCCCUCGAGCCUUGUUCUCCCCCUGCCAAGGCCGGUCGCCUCGCCAGCCUCCAGACCAAACGUUCGGAGCUGGAGGUGCAGCUCCAAGCUCGGACAACCACAGCAAGUAAUGCCAAAGAAGAACUGCAGCGUCACCGAGAGGCCGUGGAUGCUGUGAAGGGCGAAGUCGCUGAAGAGUGGAGGCAAGCAGAGCUCGCCGGGAAGCAGCUGGCGGAGGAGCACUCGUCUACGGGGCGUUAG